Molecule: messenger RNA, 1803 nt
Organism: Salvelinus fontinalis (brook trout)
Lineage: Eukaryota; Metazoa; Chordata; Actinopteri; Salmoniformes; Salmonidae
Gene: mss51
Product: putative protein MSS51 homolog, mitochondrial
Exons: 7
Coding region: 238-1551 (437 amino acids)
Source: RefSeq, a predicted model, not a curated record
CUCAGGCAUCAGCACUUUGCCUUGCCCCCCCAGCUCAGGCCAGCUCGUAGGGGGAUAGGUUUCCACUGCAUUGCACAACCACCACGCAACCUGGGGAGUUGUCAAUCCCCCUCACCAUCCCUCACGAGGCAGUCUGGAGUGAGGGAGAGACUAGAAAGAGAGACCCAGUGAAGAACCAGGAAUCUGGGAAAGUCUAGACCACAUUCCUCUGGACCGGGCCUGACAAGACACAUCAAAAUGUCUGGACAAAUCCCAGCUCUCCCAGAAUCCUUUGCUCCAGGAAUAGACGGCGUGUUCUCAGACCGCAUUGGCUUCUACUCUCUGGACUCCAACGUCCCUGGCCUGUCCAAGGUCAUUCUCAACAAACUCAACAUGAAGGAUUAUGGGGAAUACAGGGCAGCUAUUGAAGGAAAGACUAAGGGAGGGGCGUUCCGUAACUACAAGGAGAUGUUCCAGAAAAUGGAGGAGACGUUUAAAUUCUGUGCCAGCUGCAACAAGCUUCCAGAGCACCUGUCAGAGGGCCAGACGCUCAAGCGUUGUGUGAAGUGUCUGAAUGUAUACUACUGCACAAAGGAGUGUCAGAAGAAGGACUGGCCCCAGCAUAAGAUGUUCUGUAAGAUGCUGCGUCUAGUGGCAGUUGAUCGGCUGGUGGAGUGGCUUAUGUUCACAGGAGAUCUCCCAUUCACCACAGAGAAGUGGUCCCUGCCAGCAGCAGAGGUGAAUGGCUGGGACAACUGGCUUGCCAUGCAAGGCGACCUAACCCCCCGUUUAGACGCCAUCUUGUCUAGCACAAAUAUGGGAGCGCUUUGGAAAAAUGUCUCUAGGCCACAACCAGAAGAUGCUGACCUGAGAGAGUCUGUAUGGCGAGUUGAGAGCGAGUUCCUGUCUCGGGCCCUUUCUGUUGGCAUGGCGAUAAGACUCUUUGGCCUAGAUCCUUACUUCAAACCACUCACCAUCCAUCUAGCAGGGGCCGGCCUAAAUGAGACGAUGGGAGCCCGAUUGACAGACUUUGAUGAACUGGACAAAAUGUUUCCUGGACACAAGGGUCUGGAGGUGGUCAUGGUGGGGCCAGAGGUGGUGGACGGGCCAAUCAUGCGGCCCCCUCUGACGAAUUUUGGCCCCAAGACGAAGACCUUCAUCAGUGCCUACAAGGGCCUCUACCACCAGUUCUAUGAGGAUAUGGUGGAGACCGAGAAAGCAGCUAAGCCAGAUCUGGUGGUUGGAUUCCAUCCAGGGUUUCAUGCCACACAGGGUCUGGGAGAAGGCUGGCUGCCCAGCCUCCUCCUCCUCAGAGACUUCAACAUCCCCUCAUUCUUCACCAUGUUCAAUGAGAUGGAACUGAACUAUUCCCUGCAAAUUCUGUCGGAGUUGGAAAUGCAUAUCAAGGGCAGUGGCCCCAACCCCUUUUCAUCCCAGAAGCCAGAGCAGGUCCAGGCCUGUCCCAACAAACCACCUUCAUACUGCAACUCCCACUUCCUCUAUUUUCAGGGCCUACUGGAGCAAGAAGAGCUUGAGCAUCCGGACAAUUCUAGAACUUAUUGGAAGGUUUAAAAAGUAUAAAAUGAAUAGCCUCUAGUCUAGGGUUUGCCACAUUAGCAUUCUAUAUUGUUCAAAUGGAUGCUUUUAGUGUUGCUUAUAUGCAUAAGCAUAAUGCAUUAUGGUGUUUCUCUCCUUUGUAUUUCUUGUGUAUGAUGAAGCUAUAUACAUUUAUGCUGCCUGUGAAUCAUUCACUUAGUUUGCUUAAGCCUACAUGUUAUGUGUGCACACAAUUGCAUGCAGGCCGACCAGCUGAAUAGUGAAACU